CAAACAUGUGAGUUUUUUUAAAGAACCUCUCAAGGGUUAAACACACUUCCUGGUACUGCUAGCCUGUUGCUAGGAUACAAAAAAUGCUGGGUUCUCCUGAGUCCUACGCUUGCAGAGAUUUUACCCAGAAAAGAUACAGCUUGAAGCUCAUGAAGCUUUUUUGCUUCAUGAUCUCCCCACUAUGCCGUUCAUCAAAACACCUCCAAAUGCUCCCCCACGUUCAACCCUGCUGGAGAAUAAGUCCAAAAAAUGCGGCCUGCGUGUUACCGUAUACUCCGUCAAUGGAGAUGAAUACACUGGGGAGUGGCUGAACAACAACAAGCAUGGAAGGGGCACUCAGGUGUGGAAGACGUCCGGCGCCAUUUAUAACGGAGAGUGGAAGUGUGGAAAGCGUGACGGAUAUGGCAUCUGUAGUGUACUUGUAGCCGACACAAAGAUGUAUGCAAAAAAGUACUGUGGUGAAUGGAGAAGUGGGAUGAAGCACGGGCAUGGUACAUACUUUUAUGAUAACUCUGCAGUGUAUGAAGGCGAGUGGAGCAGGGACCAGCGUUGUGGAUGGGGAAGAAUGCUCUUCAACCAUGGAGACGUCUACGAAGGAGAGUGGAUGAAGGAUAAAGAGCACGGCCUGGGUGUCAUUCGAUAUGCAAAUGGAAACUGGUAUGAUGGGUCCUGGAAAGAAGGCAGGAAAAGUGGACAUGGGAAGUUCUACUAUUCCGACAAAGGUCAGCUUUAUGAAGGCCUUUGGGUCAAAGGCGAAGCUAAAUGUGGAACAUUGUCAGAUUUUGGGAGAGACGAUGCACCAAGACCCACUAAGUGUCCCAUCCCGGAGGUAAAACUGAAAGAUAUGAAGAUGGUUUUACAAGAAGCACAGUCCGCACACCUUGAUCCUCCAUGUUAGACAGAAUAAGCUCACCAUACAAGCUGUACACUGACUACUCCAAGCUCAUUCUGCAGCCUGGUGAGGUUGGACAGCUCCUCCAGCUCCUGGAACUGUCUGUCUGUCUUGUGGCUGACCAAGGAGCGGUAGAAAUGAACGGCGAACAUGAUGAACACCAAGCCGAAAGGCACCAUGAUGGACGUGGAGGUGAUGGCGGCAGCCACGCCGGCGGACAUGCUGUUGUUGCUGGACUUGCUGGGCUUGAUGGGCAAGAACUUGACCCAGCAGAGAAGAACCACCUCGGCCAGGAACAGCAACGUGCCGAUGACCGUGGAGAAGCCCCACGCCAGCUCUAUGUGCCGGUGCAUACGCUCGUGAGGGGACUCGUUGACCGAGUUGAGGUUGUGGACGUUGCUGACGGCCUCGAUGUUGGGCAGAAUGCAGGUGCUGACCAUGAGGGCGAACAGAUGCACGGCCACCAGCACGGUGGUGCAGGCGCUGAAGGCGAUGAGAAGUGCGGGCGGGUAUGGGUAGCUGUUGUCUAGCUGCACCUCCACCAUUGCUACCUUCAAAGACAGCAGAUGACAACAUGACCAUUAGUGAUCUAGCAAUAGUGGCAGGAAAGCGCUGCCCCACUACAUCCAGCAGAGGGUGCUGUUUUUUCCUCUAAAUUCGUAAUAUAAUUUGGUGGUUAGCUACUUAUUACAUUUACUAAAUCUAUGACAGAAAUAGUCUGACUCGGGAACUCUGAACAAAUCAGAAGUCAAGCCUGACCAGAACUAAAACCUUACAAUAAAUGUGCCUCGAAAGUUGACACUUGU
Dunckerocampus dactyliophorus (ringed pipefish) is the source of this 1698-nucleotide messenger RNA. It is a transcript of the gene morn3, whose product is annotated as MORN repeat containing 3. The transcript has 7 exons. Bases 182 to 898 code for a protein of 238 amino acids. The record is from RefSeq and is a predicted model, not a curated record. Lineage: Eukaryota; Metazoa; Chordata; Actinopteri; Syngnathiformes; Syngnathidae.